GUUUAUUCCUAUUUGGGUUACAUCAUUUUGAUGUGACUUCCUGUUUUGGACAUCCUAUUGUCCUUGGCCAUUGUCCUCGAAAAGCACAAUGGACGGCGGAAUGGAAACUCGGCUACCGACGCGACGGGUUUUGUCUUCUCUUUAUCAUAAUACAAGCCUAUCUUCUUCCCUCCUCUUCCACCACCUACUUCGUUUCGACGGUCUUUCUUCAUGUUUUCACGACUCUGUUUAACCUUAAUGCUUUCUGCGUGGGGUGCACGAGCUGCAUCCUCAUCGUUCAACUCAUCGACUGCCAUUGUGUGCGUUGCGGGCCAAUGUCUGCAAGGUACAUCGAAUACAUCCCUCGGGGUAUCUGUUUCCGCAUCAGACGUGAACCAAAGUGUCAUUCUACUACCGGGCCAAUACACCGCGACGACGAACCCUCAACUCGUUCACGAUCUUCUCACUUCGCCUCACGCCUCGUUAAUACCGUCGCCCGGCUUCGGCCUCAACUCGACGUCCUCACUCUCCCUUCCGUUGAACGUGGCGGUCUCGCCUGGCUUAUCCAUCUACUCCGACUCUCUCUAUUCUGGCAAAGCCGCCUUUAGCGUGCUGCCGUCCGCCCCCGUCGGAAAUGUGUCCGUCCCACUCGCCGCGCAGUCGCUUGCCAUGUCUUCGAGCGUCUGGGCCGCUGUCUCGCUCGGCUCCAACGGACGCGUCGUGUUCUGGGACUCCAUCCCCGACACGGCCCAGCUCCCCAUCACCUCCACCUCGUCUAUGGCACUGCUCGACAUGCAGUCCUCGACCUGCUCCACGCCCUGCGCCAGCUCGGGCACCUGCUCGUCGUCGGGCACCUGUGUCUGCGCGCCCGGAUUCAACGGCACGUCCUGCGAGACCUGCGCUCCUGGAUUCUUCGGGCCCACGUGUCAAGCCUGUCCCGCAGGAUGCGCGGUGUGCGAUCAGGGCAUUACGGGGUCGGGACGGUGUCUCUCGCCGCCGUUCAAGAGCCCGCUGACGACGUGCAAUUGCUUAAACGGAGAGUGCGCCUCGGAUGGCACGUGUGCGUGUAACCCGGGGUGGGCAACCGCCUCCAACGGCACAGCUUGCGCGAAGUGUGCGCCUGGGUUUUUCGCCACGUCUAAUGGGGACUGUAAAGUCUGCCAGCUGGGAUGCACAACUUGUGCCGAUGGAACCGGGAACUGCAUCACCUGUGGAUCAAAGUACACCCAAGACCAGAACGACGCGACGAAGUGUACGACGCUCCCGAGCACCGCCAACGGCGUCACCUGCCCCGACGGCAGUUUCGGGAACGGGGCAACCUGCUCCGCCUGUUCCGCCUCUUGCGCGACUUGCACCGGCCCUACAUCCAACGAUUGCACGACCUGUACCUCUUCGCAUUACUUGACGAACAACGGCAGCUGCGUGACAGCUAGCAACACUGGAGUCUGCGAGGGCUCUAAUCUCAUUGCGGAUAAUAACAAGGGCGAAUGUGACACUUGCGGUGCCAAAUGCACGACCUGCGAGAUCAGCACUUUCAAUGUCGCUUCCACGGUCAAUCAGCUCAAAUGCACUGGCUGUCUGACGGGCAGUGUGCUUUCCAAUGGCCAAUGCAUCGAUUCAUGCCCAUCCGCAACCUUCCUUUCACCGCGGGACAAUGUCACUUGUACAGCCUGUGAUUCGAGCUGUUCUACUUGCGCUGGCUCGCCUACGACCUGUUUGACAUGCGCCAACAACCAACUGGCAGUUAACGGCAAAUGUGUCUCGACCUGUCCCUCCAACACUUUCUCGUCCUCCGGCGUCUGUCUCGAUUGCCAUCCUGAUUGCGCCACUUGCAGUGGAGGCUCGUUCUCUCAAUGUCUGUCUUGUCCCUCAGAUCGACCCGUGCUGAGCAACGGCCGAUGCCUUCCCACGUGCAACAAGAACCAGUUCUUCGAAACGUCUUCGAGUUCGUGUCAGUCCUGCGACGCAAGCUGCUCGAGUUGCUCGGGAUCCGGCGCGAGCCAGUGUUUGGCUUGUGCUAGCUCAAGCCAAGUGUUGCGGGCCGGGACAUGUGUGUCUGCUGCUUGCACGAACUCGACGAGCGUCAUCCCUGGGCUCGGCUUGUGUUUGUCUGAUUUGGUGGUUGUGACCGAAGUUGCUGCCAAAAACACAACGAUCUCUCAACCAACCAAGCCGACAACACCUACCCCACCUCCCGCCAAUACGACGACGGUUGUCAAACGGCCGCUUGCUUGGUGGGAGAUCCUGCUGAUGGCCUUGGGGUGUGCGUUCAUCUUCGUGCUCGUGAUGAUGUGCUUCCGCCGCCGGGCCCGCAACCGCCGUGCGAAGCGGACGGCCGCCUUUGCGACCUCCAAGAAGCUGAAUCCCGCCACGAACUGGCGAUGGCGCCUGCUACGGUUUGGCGAAAAGCUGUUUGGGCACCGAGCCAGUCGGCGGGCGGUAGUUCCUCAGGCGGUGGCGCCGGAGUUCGAGAGCGAGGCCAUCAAGCUGAUGAAGAUUCGCAAUGCCGAGGAGGCGAGGCACCACAUGGAGAUGGAGAAGCUGGAGCUGUUCGGCGCAUACGAAUAUUCUCGCGCUGGAUCGUUGCACUCGCGGGCUGGAUCUAUUCAUUCGCGGUCGAGCACCACACCGUCUGUUCUCCCCCCGUUGAACGGUGGCAAGCGGAUCGCUCCGGACAACAUGACCCGUUCCUCGAUCUACUCGCAAGUGACCGGUAUCCCCCGAAACGCUCCGGAGCCGAGACAGCCCAUAAACAAGCUGGACCGGUAUCCCAGCAGUGCUGGAUCGUACAUGUUCCGCUCGGAGGACGCGCGAUUGGUCGAUGUCGAUCCGCCUUCCGGACGGCUUACGCCCGCUCAGGCCUACGCCGACAACUUUCGCCGGCCAUCGCCCCCGCCGAGUAGUCGGGGCGGAUACUGGCUCGAGCCAGUCAAGACGGGGACGUCCUCGAACAAUAACCCGUUCAGACGCUGAUAUGCGCACCUGUAUUUAAAUCAACUCUAUCCUAGACGGACCUUUUACAUUAGUGAACAUUUUACGCAUAGCAUACAUACAUCUUUUGUAUUUUUCCAUUAUAGCCCAUUGUAUUUCGAGUCUCGUUGCACUGCACGAAAACUGAC
Messenger RNA from Mycena citricolor, 3098 nucleotides. Lineage: Eukaryota; Fungi; Basidiomycota; Agaricomycetes; Agaricales; Mycenaceae. The record is from the annotation of a GenBank genome assembly.